AUGACUGGACUUAGCUGCGUCCUACUAGCGCUGCUAGCAUCUCUCGCCGUACUGCAGCACAUGACGGCUGCUGCUGCCGUUGACGGUGUGAUCAUUGUGCGUGGCAACAAACUCUUUAACGCCAAGUCGGGCAAGCGCUUCUUUCUUAAAGGGUUGACGUACGAAUACGCAGUGAGUGAUGAAUACUAUGACAAGUAUUCCAAGGCUAUGAUUGAGGAAAACUUGGCUGGGCUAGAGUACAAUACGCUUCGUCUAUACAACAUUAACCCGUCAUCAUCGUACAAGAACUUUAUGAACGACAUGGCCAAACUUGGCGUGUACGUGAUGGUUUCAGCCUCGCCCGAUAAUGACGUCUACUACGGCAAGUAUCGCUACUCGACGAUCACUAAGAAAUUGAGUUGCUCGGGCAAAGUGUCGUCUGGUGACGGUGCCAAGACUGUGGAUCAGACCGAGACUUGCUACCCGGCGUUGCUGCUCGAGUAUGGCAAGAAGAUUAUUCAGAACUUUGCACAGUACGAUAACACUCUUGGUGUCGUUGUGGCCAACGAAAUCAUGCAGGCGGACCUGACAGCUGCCUCAUGUGUGAAGGCUUACGUGGCUGAUUUGAAGAACUGGAUGGCAGCUAAUGGCAAGAAAACUCGCAUUCUACCGCUUGCCUACGCUGCUGCUGACAGUAGUAACGACAAGGUCUCUAAUGCCGACGACUACCACGUGAUUAAGGUUCAGGGACUUUUGUGUGGCGACAAAAUGACGGAUGGCAUGAUGGCGGAAAGUAUUGAUAUUUACUUGAUCAACGAGUACCGUUGGUGCCCGGAUUCGACGUUUGCCGAGGCAUAUAAACGCUACAUUGAUAUGGCACAGGGCAUCCCCAUUGUCGUUGCCUUUGGCGAGUACGGCUGCAAGACUUCUGCCUCGACUCCUCGUGACUGGGGGAUGAUUCCUUACUUGUACCAAGAGCCUGCAAAGACUGAGAUGUUUACGGCAGUUUGGUCAGGUGGUUUAGCCUAUUCGUAUGGUGAAGCCAAACUUAGUCCCGAUUCGCUGUUCCCGAUGUUUACAGGUGGAAGCACGGACUUUUUGGGGGAGCCUAGUUCGAAGCCCUCAAAGGACUACUCUAACUUGAAGGCUCAGUUUGCCAAGUACUCGGCCUACACAGACGAUGCGACAUGGACCAAAACCACCAAGUGCUCGUGGGCACCUAAGUUGGAAACAAAGACACAGCCAACAAACAAGGAGGCAACGAAGUACGGCUGGAUCGUGAGUAGCUGCUCUGCGGAUAACUUGAAGAUCGCCAGCACGGACUCGUGGAUUUGUUCUAGUCGUGAAGGCGUGGUUUGCACGGACGAUGGCAGUACGUGUGAUGUGAGCCUGAGCAAAGCUAUCGGUACGACCCAGGAAGACAUUUGCGGCACUUAUGAAGUAAAGAGCGGCGGUGGUACCUGCGAGAGCACGUCUGACUGCGGUAGUAAUGGCCAGUGCAAGGAAUCAAAUGGCUCAAAGUCGUGCAGCUGCCUGCCGUGCUACACUGGCUCUGACUGCAGUGUUAAGGACAUUAGUUCGUGCGCGACACUGAGCAGCUCGGACUCAGCUCCACAGACCAUUUUCAUUGGCGUGGGUGUAUUUUUGGGCAUCAUGGCGGUGGUGUUUAUUGCUCUUGGUGUCGCAGCGGCGAAGAAGAAAGCUGAUACGACCAGAUUGGCGCGGCAGGUGAAGGCGGAUAGCAACACCCAAGUGAGUGCUUCUUCGGUGUAG
Peronospora farinosa is the source of this 1752-nucleotide messenger RNA. The record is from the annotation of a GenBank genome assembly. Lineage: Eukaryota; Oomycota; Peronosporomycetes; Peronosporales; Peronosporaceae.